AUGUACUCCAUCGAAAAUUCGUACUACUCAUAUUUGGGUCUCUUACUCAUUCUAUGCUGCAGCGGCGUAGUGUUCGUCCAGUUCCUGAAACCUACCGACUUGAAAUGUUAUCUGGGCACAAAGAGACGGCCAAUGCCGCCAGGGCCACCGGGCGUACCGAUCUUGGGAAACUUGCCGCAGAUGAUGCAAGCCCGCCGCGAAACCCUUUUGUUCAAUAAGUGGCUGGCUUCCUUGAUACCGUACGGCGAAAUGGUGACGCUGCGUAUGGGAUCCAAGACGUGGGUUUUGCUCAACUCGGACCGCGUGGUCUCGGAAAUCAUAGCUAAGCGUGGGAAGAUCACCAACGAGAGACCCCAUAUGCCCGUCGCGAGCGAUCUUGUGAGCAACGGAAAGCGCACGGUGAUACGGCAGGAAGCAGAAUGGCGAGAAGGACGCCGCGUGAUGCAUCAACUGCUCAGCGGCUCGAACCUCAAGGUCUAUGCUGGCAUGCAAGAACUCGAGAGCAUGGACAUGCUGCGGCGGUAUCUUCGGGAGCCUAACCUCUGGUUUGCCCACAACUAUCGCUAUGCCACUUCCGUGCUUUACAGGAUUGUUAUGGGCUACCCCCUGAACAAGACGAAAGCGCAGCUCGACGACUAUCAGAGGGUGACGAUCGAGUUCGUCACGGCCAUCAACCGGAGCUACGUGGAUUUCUUCCCAUCGGUUAGCAAGCUCCCCCAUUUCCUACAGCCUUGGCGGCGUUUCUGGGCCCAGAUGGGCUCGUUUCAUCGCCAUGUCUUCCAGGAAUGGUGGGACCCCAUCAAGACCGCCGUGAGUAAGGGGUCGGCGCCGCCCUCGUUCGUCCGCGACGUUCUUCUCCAUCCAGAUGUCAGGUUUACUGGGGAUGACGAAGAGGCUAUGUACCUGGCCACAUCUGUCAUGGCGGCCGGUGGUGACAACACGCGCAUGACGAUGAAUGUGUUCAUAAUGGCCAUGGUCACACGCCCCGAGGCCCAGUUACGGGCACGCGAGGAAGUUGAUCGAGUGUGCACAGAUGGCGAUUCGCUCAGGCUUCCCCGGAUGGCUGACCUACCGGCGAUGCCCUACGUCGCAGCCAUGAUUAAAGAAGUUCUCCGUUGGCGACCGACCGUCCCCGUUGUUCCACCCCACCAGCUCACCGAGGACCUGGAGUUCGAUGGGUACUUCAUACCUUCCGGCACAUGCUUCCUGGUCAACUCGAUCGGGCUGUCCAGCGAGUUCGACAAUGCUUAUGAGUUCCGGCCCGAGAGAUGGAAUGAGGAUUUAGGAGCCGAUAGGGUACCGAACUUCUGGGGAUUUGGAGGCGGCCGUCGGAUCUGCGUCGGGUGGAAAGUUGCGGAGCAAGCUUUGUUCAUAGCAUUUGCUCGUCUGCUUUAUUGUUUCGAAAUGAGUCCGAACGGGCCAAUUAAUGACGAGAAACUCAACCACCAAGCCCUCAACGAACCGUUCCCUGUGAAGACCACUGUUCGCAGUGCUGGCCACGCAUUGCUCAUUGAGGAGGAAGCAUCCAAGUAUGAAGCCUCAUUCUCUACCUUUGGGGUCAAAUGA
Molecule: messenger RNA, 1566 nt
Organism: Colletotrichum navitas
Lineage: Eukaryota; Fungi; Ascomycota; Sordariomycetes; Glomerellales; Glomerellaceae
Product: cytochrome P450
Exons: 3
Coding region: 1-1566 (521 amino acids)
Molecular function (GO): iron ion binding; heme binding; oxidoreductase activity, acting on paired donors, with incorporation or reduction of molecular oxygen
Source: RefSeq, a predicted model, not a curated record